Drepanopeziza brunnea f. sp. 'multigermtubi' MB_m1 is the source of this 2733-nucleotide messenger RNA. RefSeq lists its product as uncharacterized. Gene Ontology annotation, biological process: mitochondrial fusion; mitochondrion localization. Gene Ontology annotation, cellular component: mitochondrial outer membrane. Lineage: Eukaryota; Fungi; Ascomycota; Leotiomycetes; Helotiales; Drepanopezizaceae. Gene Ontology annotation, molecular function: GTP binding; GTPase activity. The record is from RefSeq and is a predicted model, not a curated record.
AUGAGCCAGGAAUACAGCAAAGGAAAGGGGAAGGAGGAAGCCCAGGAGGAACCUCGCUCUGGUGGCAGCAAACGAAAAUCGCUGAACCGACCUCAAUAUGUCACCGUGGGCUCCGGAUCGACGUCAGAGAGCGCCGCCCGAUUGCAGGCUCUACUGGACAACGACUCGGGCUAUGGAGGAAGCACAUCAGGAGAACAUGGAGCACCGACAUGGAACCCAGCCCUGACUGAAGAUAGACCUACUCCUAUGCACUCGUCAGCGAUGGGAGAGAGGGCGGAAGCGGACAGAAGGGUACAGGCCAAUGCUAUACAUCAGCUAUGGUACAAUUCACAUCGAGCAACCCUGGCGCGGUCCAUCAACAGAGUUGUGGAGACCCUGGAAUCUCUGCAGGAGAUGAACGCGACUUGGCCGGCAACAUACCCUUCCGUUCAACCCGCUCAAGCAUUACAAUUUCGGAGACAGGACCCCCGACCUGGACUGGUACAUACGCAGACGACAGCUCCAGACGCAUCAGAGGCAGCACCUCCCCGUCCAGGACUUGCGAGACGGUCACAGACAAUUGGAGCAGACCCAGUCGAAGCCGAGUCAAGCAAGGAGGCAGAGCAAAGAAAGGUCCCGGAACCACGAUUGAUCACACCACAGAUCGCCCAGGAAUUCUCAGUGUUAAAAUUGGACCUCAAGUUGGGAUCAUUGCACCAGGCCGAGCUGGUACAUUCCUUGGAGAAGAACUCGAUAGCCUCUCUGCUUGACGGAAAGAUCAGCUCCAGCAUCAAGCACUUGCUGAAUCUACGAGAGCGGAUAGAGGAUACUUCGAGCAAGGUCCUGGUUACUGGUGACCUCAACGCCGGAAAGUCCACCUUCUGCAACGCCUUGCUGCGGAGAAAGAUUCUGCCUGAGGAUCAACAGCCGUGUACGAGCAUCUUCUGCGAGGUUUUGGACUCAAGGGAGAACGGUGGUGUGGAGGAGGUUCAUGCGAUCCACAAGGAGGUGGUAUACAAUCGACAUGACGAAACUACAUACGAUGUCUUCACGUUGCCGGAACUGGAGAAGAUUGUCGUCGAUCACGAAACCUACACCCAAUGCAAAGUCUACGUCAAGGAUGUCCGGUCUAUUGACGAGUCGCUACUCAAUAACGGUGUUGUGGACAUCUCCAUUAUCGAUGCCCCUGGUCUAAAUCUAGAUACCACGAAGACGACUGCAGUAUUUGCGCGCCAGGAGGAAAUCGAUGUUGUAGUCUUCGUUGUAUCAGCAGCCAACCACUUCACCAUGACCGCCAAAGAGUUUAUUUGGGCAGCUGCCGCUGAGAAAGCUUAUAUCUUCAUUGUAGUCAAUGGAUACGACAACAUCCGGGACAAGAAUAGGUGUCAAAAGAUGAUACUCGAUCAAGUCGCUGGUCUCAGCCCCAAGACAUCGAAGGAGUCGGCAGAUUUGGUUCACUUCGUAUCGAGUAAUGCCAUUCCAACAGCACCCUCGCCACCUGGAGGAAGUGGUAGCGGAAGCUCAAGCGGAGGAGGGGGAGAUGGGCCAGACUUUGAUGAAUCUGAUCCCAAGGGCAAAGGGAAGGACAAGGAGAAGAUUCGGGAUUUCGAUCACUUGGAACAGUCACUCAGACGAUUCGUGCUCGAGAAGCGAGCUCGUUCGAAAUUGGCGCCAGCUAAGACCUACUUGCUCAAUGUUCUGGGCGAUGUUCAGACCCUCGCCACAGUAAACCAGGAAGUCGCCCAGUCGGAACUUGACAGAGUCACCAAGGAACUCAAUGACCUGGAGCCUCUAUUGGAAGCCUCGAAGAAGGCCAAGGCCGAAGUAAGCGAUGACAUUGACCGAACAAUUGAAGCUACGUGCCAAGAUAUUUACGACCACACUCGAUCAACCAUCACCGCCUCCAUUUCACAGGCUGCCGACGAGGAACUUGGUGUCCCCUACCCGGGCCUUCUCAGUGUCUUCCAGUACGCCGAGGACAUCAAAGACGCCAUGCUUUCUCAAAUCUCGGCCUCGGUCGAAGCCUGCGAAGAGCACGCUCGCUAUAGAACCGUUGAAGGCGUCUCCUCCAUCAAGCAACUCGGCCUCUUGCAUCUUGGCGACGAGUACACCGACCUCAGCUUCCGGAGUGAUGUCAUGUUCCGCCGCAAACGAGACAUUCUCGCCCGUCAAGUCGAAAUAGAGACUGAGCUCUGGGACUUCUUCGAUUGGUCAACUAUUCUGCAACGCCAGGAGAAGAUGGCUGGAACUGGUAUGGCAUUGACGGUUGCCACAGCAGUAGGAAGUCGCAUGGUCGGCGGCUUCGGCUGGGUUGAUGGCGCUCUCGGAGCAGCAAAGGUCGUUGGCAAUAACAACCUCCGUAAGCUGAUCCUACCUGGUGUCGUCGCUACAGCAAUCGCAGCAACCUAUUACAUUCUUCUUCAAAUUCCCCACUCGCUCCCCCAUCGCCUCAGCACAAAGAUUAGCAAUCAGCUUGCGGAAAUUGAUUACGUGCACUCGAACUCUACCCGUAUCUCCUCUUCCGUUCGCAAGGUCCUCCGUUUCCCCGCCGACAAUUUGAGAGUCGGUCUCCAGCGCUCCGUGGAGCAACUGGGCAGCAAGAGAGAAGAGACCCUCAAGAUUAGAGGCGAGAGCGAGGUCGCACGGAAGUAUUUCGGAAAUCUCGUCAACAAGGCAAACGAUAUCAGAAAUUCGGUCGAGAACGUUGAUUUGGAGGGUCCGGCACCUGGCGUUGCUGCUGGAUACGAUCUUUGA